ACAAAUCAUAAUGCGCUACCUAUUAUGGUAGAACAGACACGGCAAGCGUAAUCUUCAAAUAUACCCUUCCAAGACGUAACAGCGGCAUUUUUGUCACCCAAACGCAGAAAAAACCAUCGAUUGCUUUAGAUCUCAACAAAAGACGCUUUCAAUUCCCCCCAGCCCACAAGAUCCAUCCAAAUCCCUUAACCUGCUCGAAGGUUUCAAUCAUCUACAAGGGGGUUGAGAGCCAUAUCAUGAUUUGGGUUUGACGAUUUAAAAGAAUUAGUGUUGAUGGACAAAAAUAAAAACAGGACCGAUCUGCUCGCUGCUGGCCGUAAAAAGCUUCAACAAUAUCGGCAAAAGAAGGAUGGUAAAGGCAGUAAAUCCUCGGGUAAGGCCAAUAAACCUGGACGUGAUGUGGUUGCUGGUGACUCAUCAUCUGUUGCCAAAUCAUCACCUGAACAAGUUUCAGGCACUGAGCUUGUUGAAUUAUCUUCACAAGCCUCCACAGAUACCUCUGUAGCUACUAAUGCUGAUGUGGCAGCUCCUGAUCCUUCCUCCACAUCAGUUGCACCAAUAGAAGUUUCUAAAGUUGAUGAUUCAGUCUCAAAUGAAGAUCUGCAAAGUUCUAAUCGUGAUGAUGUGAUACCAACUUUUUCUCCUCCAAAAAUAGUUAACAUUGAAGGAAAACUUGAAAGUGGUUUAUCUGUUGGUUUGAAGGGUGUACUUGAUAAUAGUUUUGCUCAUAAAGCAGGUGAAAUGAUUGCUGCACAUGGGGAAGAUCAGGUACCAGAUGUAGGGACAUUGCAGGAAGAUAAUAGAACCAGUUUGAUAGAUGUUGAAGGGGACAUGAAUCAAGUUAAUUCGGGGGAUGUUGAAAAAGAUGCUAAGAUGGAAGAAUCUACAAGCAGUGCAAUAGAACAAACUAGUGAAGAGCGUGAUGGAUUUCCUGCAUUUGUUAAUGCAGAUGUGAAUUCUGCUUCUGGGCUUCCCUCAUCUUCUGAUCAAGAACGUUUAAUUGGUGAUUCCGGUGAUACCAAUGCAGAUGAACAUGAACCUACAAUUGGUGAUUCCAGUGAUGCUAAUGCAGAUGUACAUUCUGCUUCUGCGCUCCCUUCUUCUGAUCAUGAACCUGCAAUUGAUGAUUCCGGUGAUACUAAUGCAGAUGCACAAUAUGCUUCUGUGCUUCCCUCAUCUUCUGAUCAUGAACCUACGAUUGGUGAUUCCGGUGUUAGUAAUGCAGAAGAACAUUCCCUUUCUGGGCUCUUAUAUUCUGAUCAUGGACCUGCAAUUGGUGAUUCCGGUGAUACUAAUGCAGAUGUACAUUCUGCUUCUGUGCUUCCCCCAUCUUCUGAUCUUGAACUUACAAUUGGUGAUUCCGGUGUUAGUAAUGCAGAUGAACAGUCUCUUUCUGGGCUCCUAUAUUCUGAUCAUGGACCUGCAAUUGGUGAUUCCAGUGAAACUAAUGCGGAUGUAUAUUCUGUUUCUGGGCUCCCAUAUUCUGAUCGUGAACUUACAAUUGGUGAUUCCGGUGUUAGUAAUGCAGAUGAACAUUCUCUUUCUGGGCUCUUAUAUUCUUAUCAUGGACCUGUAAUUGGUGAUUCUGGUGUUUCUAAUGCGGAUGUACAUUCUGUUUCUGGGCUCCCAUCUUCUGAUCAUGAACUUACAUAUGGUGAUUCCGGUGUUAGUAAUGCAGAUGAACAUUCUCUUUCUGGGCUCCUAUAUUCUGAUCAGGGACCUGCAGUUGGUGAUUCCAGUGAUUCUAUUGCAGAUGUACAUUCUUUUACAGUUGGUGAUUCCGGUGUUAGUAAUGCAAAUGAACAUUCUCUUUCUGGGCUCCUAUAUUCUGAUCUGGGACCUGCAGUUGGUGAUUCCAGUGAUUCUAUUGCAGAUGUACAUUCUUUUACAGUUGGUGAUUCCGGUGUUAGUAAUGCAGAUGAGCAUUCUCUUUCUGGGCUCCUAUAUUCUGAUCAUGUACCUGCAAUUGGUGAUUCCAGCGAUUCUAAUGCAGAUGUGCAUUCCGUUACAGUUGGUGAUUCCGGUGUUAGUAAUGCAGAUGAACAUUCUCUUUCUGGGCUCCUAUAUUCUGAUCAGGGACCUGCAAUUCGUGAUUCCGGUGACACUGAUGCAGAUGUACGUUCUGCUUCUGUGCUUCCUCCAUCUUCUGAUCAUGAAGUUGCAAUCGCUGAUUCCGGUGAUACUAAUGAAGAUGUAGUGGUAGACAUUCAUACGAAGUCUGGCUCUGCUGAGUUCCCAGAGAAACUCAAAGAGCAGUUAUAUAUCAACAAUUUUGAAAAAGAAUUGGUUCACUUGCAGCUAUGUGAAGAAAGGGACGUAAGAAAGGAGUUUGAACAGCACCAUCUUCAAUGGGAGAAUGAGAAAUCAUCUUUUAUUACUUCCAUUGCUGAUCUUGAAGGCAAGAACAGAACCCUUUCUGAAGAGAUUGCUGAAUGUAGAUCUGAACUUAACACAUUUGCAAACAAAAUGGAGGAGCUUGAUAUGAGUGUUUCUUUCUCAAAAACAGAAUUUGACUGGUCUUCUUCUCGCAUCCAGGAAUUGGAGACUGAACUGUCGAAUGUGUCAUCUGAGUUGGUUGAUAGUAAGAGUUUGGUUUCAGAUUUGCAGGUGAAAAAUGAAACCCUAAAUGUCAAUGUUGCUUCAUUGACAGAGGAGAAAGAUAAACUUGAGAAGGAGAAAGGAGAUGUGAUUCUGGAGAAUAAAAAGUUGAGUAAAGAUUUGAUGGAGUGCAAAUCUUUACUGCAAUCAGCACAUGUUGAAAAAGUCAAUGUUAAAGAAACUCUUGCUCUUGUAAUGGAGGAAAUGAAGAAACUGGAAGAGGCAAAACAAAAGUAUGUUUCUGAAAAGGACAAACUGCUAAGUGACUGGAAGAAAUUAGAAGAGGUUCUAGCUUCAGAGAGGGAAGAAAGAAGUAAAAAUAAUGAAGCAAAUGAUCACUUUAUCCAGGAGAAUAAUAAAGUUUCCAUGGAGUUAUUGGAAUCCAAGAAGUUAAUGGAAAGUUUAGAGUCAGAAAUUGCUAACUUAAGUGAGAAUCUUGAUCUGGUAACAAAGGAAAGAACCAAACUUGGAGAAGAUUUGGAUCAUUUAAGAUUCGAAAAGGAGGAGUGUUUGACAGAGUUAACAAGCUGCAAAACUUUAUUGAAGAAUCUUCAGGUGGAAUAUGAGGAGUCCAUGAAUGAAUCAAGAGACAGUGCCCUAAGGCUUGAAAAACUCACUGAGGAAAAUGUUACUCUUACUAGUAAUCUGGGCAUGUACAAAGCUAAGGUUACAGAAUUGGAUGAUUGGAAAAUGAAGUCUGAAGAAAGAGCCUCUCAUGGGAAACUAGAAGAGCUCACGGAAGCCAUGAAAGAGCAGAGUAAUAGUUUUGAGGAAAUAUUCUUGAAAAAUGUGAUCUUGGAUGAGGUUAUGAAGCAAUAUGUGCACACGGUUGAAUCCAAAAAAGGUGAUCUUGUAAAUUUGUGUGAAGACUUGAGGCAAGAAGUGAUCAGCACUAAAACACAAAACUCAGAGCUUACAGAAAACCUUCACAACUCUGAAUCAAGAAUCCAUGAAUUGCAGUUACAGGUGGAUGACAUGGCUUCUUUUAGUAACCAACUGGAGCUGCUUCACAGAAAGCUUGAUGCAUCUAUUGAGGGCAUUUCCACCAUUCAUUCAAGUGAAGCAAUUGUGGGUGACAAUAUCUUUGCUCGUGUAGCUACUUCUGUUGAUGCAGCCGUUGAAGUAAUCCAAGAUUUGCAAGAAAAGCUUGAAGAUUCUCUCAAAACCCGUAACUCCCUUUCAGAUUCUUACAAGGAAAUGAGUGAAAAAAUCAAGGAUUUAGAACAGACGAAUGAGCUUGCUGCCUAUGUGAUACAUAGAGUCUUUGAUAACCUUCAGAAAAUUGUGAAUGGUUCUACAGAAGAAAGUGAAGAUGAUACAAGAAAUGAACAGCUGGAUCAUCUAGAAAUCAGCAACUAUGAUGUGUUCAUCGAACGAUUAAUAAUGAUUCUUCGUGAACGUGCACAACUCGAAACAAAAAACAGAGAAUACAAUUUGGAUUUGUUGAGAAGAAUAAAAGAUUUGGAAGAAUCAAACAGAAAGCUUAAUAAUCCAGCCAAGGAUUUGAAAUUGAUGGAGUUACAGACCAAAGUAAACCAGUUAACCUCUUCAAUCAUCCCAUACGAAAUCGAAAGCUCCAUUUAUAAGGAAAGUUUGAGGUCUGCAAUUGAACAGAUUGCUGUCAUUCAAUCUGAAACAAAGAUAAAAGAAACAGAACUUCAUCAAUCUGAGAACCGUGUUUCUGCUUUGAGAGAAAAGCUUCAUAUUGCUGUUACAAAAGGGAAAGGUUUAAUUCAACAACGUGACACCCUGAAGCAGAAUCUUACAAUGAAAGACGCUGCACUUCAAGAGCUUGAAACAAAGCUUAAAUCAUACUCUGAAGCUGGUGAGAGAAUGGAAGCUCUUGAAUCUGAGCUCUCCUACAUUCGGAAUUCAGCUACUGCAUUACGAGAAUCUUUUCUGUUAAAAGAUUCUGUUCUUCAGAGAAUCGAAGAGAUUCUAGAAGAUUUGGACCUUCCGGAACACUUCCAUGAUAGAGACAUUAUUGACAAGAUUGAUUGGUUGGCAAAAUCGGUUUCCCAUGAACCGAGUCAAACGGGUGUAAUUGAGCGAGCUCAUUCGUAUCCUGGUUCUGGUCCUUUAGAAGGAUGGAAAGAAGAUUUGGAACCAGUUUCAGAUGAAUUAAGAAGAAAUUAUGAGGAUCUUCAGAAUAAGUUUUAUGAGUUGGCUGAGCAAAAUGAGAUGUUGGAACAAUCAUUAAUGGAGAGAAAUAAUCUUGUGCAGCGGUGUGAAGAAGUUUUGGAAAAGACAAAUAUGCCCUUGCAUUUGAGAUCAUUGGAACCAGAAGAUAAAAUCGACUGGUUACGUGUUGUUCUUGCUGAGGCAAAUGACCGUUGUGCCCACCUUGAAGAAUCGUUAAUGGAGAGAGAUAGUCUUGUGCAGCGUUGUGAAGAAGUUUUGGAAAAGACAAAUAUGCCCCCGCAUUUGCAAUCAUCAGAGCUAGAACAUAAGAUUGAUUGGUUACGUGUUGGUCAUUCGGAGGCAAAUGACCUUUGUGCCCUCCUUGAAGAAUCGUUAAUGGAGAGAAACAGUCUUGUGCAGCGUUGUGAAGAAGUUUUGGAAAAGACAAAUAUGCCCCCGCAUAUGCAAUCAUCAGAGCUAGAACAUAAGAUCGAUUGGUUACGUGGUGUUUAUUCGGAGGCAAAUGACCGUUGUGCCCUCCUUGAACAAUCGUUAAUGGAGAAAAGUAAGAUUGUGCAGCGUUGUGAAGAUGUUUUGGAAAAGACGAAUAUGCCCCCGCAUUUGCAAUCAUCAGAGCUAGAACAUAAGAUCGGUUGGUUAUGUGUUGUUCUUUCGGAGGCAAAUGACCGUUGUGCCCUUCUUCAGCAAGAUUUGGAAAAGAUUCGUGGGUCACUUUCUGCUGAUCUUGAAGAGUCUAAUAGAAGAUUACUUGAUGUUGAGGCAAAUCUUAAGUCAAUUGCAGAUGAACGAGACCAGAUUUUAGCUCAUUUUGAGGCUCAGAGUCAAGAUUAUAAUAAAAUCAAAGAGGAAGUUUCAUCGUAUGAAAUCGAGAAUGUUAAAUUAAAAAAUGAAAUCGAUGCAUUGCAAUUAAAAUUAGAUGAGAAGCAUGUGGAUGAAGAGCAGAUACAACAUGUUAAUGGUGAAAUAAAGCGGUUGCAGGAUUUAGUGAAGAACAUGCUUCAAGAUCCAGAAAUGGAAGAUUUUGAUUCAAGUAUGAAUGAUAUUCAGAGUCUCGAAGGUUUGCUGAGGAAGCUAGAAGAAAAAUAUCCAAAAUACCCUUCGGGAGAAAGAAGCAUUGAACAGUUAGAGGUCUUGGAGAGAAAGCUAGAGGAGGUUGAAGGUGAUUUAGUGCAAGUGAAGGAUGAAAGGGAUAAACACAUGGAAAAAAGUCAAUCUUUGGUCAAUGAAGUUGAAGCAUUAGAGGUAAAGAAUCAAGAAUUACAGAAGUUACUUGUUCAAGAAGAGCAGAAGACUGGUGUAGUUAGAGAGAAGUUAAAUGUUGCAGUUAGAAAAGGGAAAUCUUUAAUUCAACAACGAGACACCAUGAAGCAAAACAUCAAUGAGUUGACCGCUGAGGUGGCACGUUUGACUUCCGAAAUCAAAGUUCGUGAGAACACACUUUUGGACAGUCAAGAAAAGAUGAAGGAAUCGUUCAAAACCAUCAAUGAGUUGACCGCUGAGGUGGCAGGUUUGACUUCCGAGAUUAAAGUUCGUGAAAAUACACUUUUGGGACAUCAAGAAAAGAUGAAAGACUUGUUUACCCUCCAAGAAUUGGUGGAAAAUAAAGAUUCUGAAAUCCGGUUCUUGAAAAAUCGUGUGGAAGAGAUUUUAAGUGCUUUGGGAAAGAUUGAUGUUGGGGUUGAAUUGAAAAAUAAUGACCCGAUUGAAAAAAUUGAGAAAAAAUGUCGCGAUUUACAAGAUGGAAUCUUGUCUGCUGAACAAGAUUCAAGAAAAUCAAAAAGGGCUGCUGAAUUACUUCUUGAAGAGCUGAAUGAAGUACAGGAAAGAAAUGAAGAUCUUGUUGAUGAGAUUUCAAAGCUAUCAAGGGAAAAAGAUUCAGCAGAAGCUGCCAUGCGGGAUUCUCUCUCACAUCUUGAACAGUUGUCAGCUCUUCAUUUGGAUGAAAGAAGUAGCCAGUUUGAAGAACUGAUGAAUUUGAAAUCUGAUUUUGAACAAUUAAAGCCAGAAUUAAGAAACAUCUACAAUCUUGUGAAUGAUGUUUUGCCCAAAGAUUUGGAUCAUUUUUACAAUCUUGAAUCCAGUGUUAAAUCAUUGUUGGAAUCAAGUGAUGCUUCAAACACCUCUCUCAGAAAGGAUUCCAAGGAUAACCUUUUCUUGGACACCAAAAGAGAAGAGGAACACAGUGAUGAUGAUGAGAUUGUUGAUUUAUGGAGAUUUGUUGGGACCCACAUGGAGGAUUUAAUAUCUAACAUCAGUCUUUUUGAAGAAAAACUGGAAGCACAUUCAAAAUCUUUACAUGAAGAAGCUGUUGUUUUAUCUGAGACAGUGUCAACUCUUCAUAAGGAAAUGACUUCCACUUGCAAGAAUUCAGUUUUUGAAAUGGAAAAAGUCAAAGGCCAAAUGGUUUCAGAUGAUGAAUCCUUGUUGUUCAUUGAAGGAGACACACUUUCUGUUUCUGAAGAACAAAUCAUGAAUAUGGUGAACAGAUUGUUGUCACAUGUGAAGGAUUUUCACAGUUUUCAGACUGAAAAUAUGGAAGCGAACCUAAAGGAAAUGAAGGAAAGAAUUUCUAGUUUACAGAAAGAGUUGACUGAAAAAGAUGUUCAGAAGGAUAGAAUCUGUGUUGACUUGGUCAAUCAGAUCAAACGAGCUGAAGCAUCUGCCAUGAGCAACUUACAACAACUCGAAUCUUCCAAAACUCAAGUAAAUGACUUAAAAGGGCAAUUGGAAGCUGUGAAUGCUGAGUGUAAAGCAUUACAACAAAGGGUAAAAGAGGUAGAAGAAAGUCAAGAAGAAAAAGUAAAAUCACUUACACAUGCUUUAACAUCAAAAGAACAAGAAGCUGAAGCUUUAUUACAGGUGCUUGAUGAAGAAGAAGCCCAAAUGGAAGAUUUAACAAACAAAAUCACAGAAUUAGAAAAACUUAUGAAACAAAAAGAUCAUGAUUUGGCAAACACCGAAGCUGCACGUGGAAAAGCAUUAAAGAAACUUUCAAUCACAGUCAACAAAUUCGAUGAACUUCAUCAUCUCUCAGAAACCCUAGUUUCUGAAAUCGAUAACCUUCAAUCCCAGCUUCAAGAACGCGAUUCUGAAAUCUCUUUCUUGAGAGAUGAAAUCACAAGAUGCACAAGUGAUUCCUUACAAGCAUUGGAAUCUGACAAAAAAGGAUUGGAUUCCAUCCAAGACAUUUUAACUUGGUUACAAACACAAGAUCUGCAUCUUGAUGACAACAAUGGCGAAUCCAAUCAAGUUCAUGAAUAUAAAGAAACACUCAAGAACCAAAUCACAACUAUUGUUUCUGAAUUGAAAGAAUUACGCCAGGUGGCACAAAGUAAAGAUGAGCUAUUGCAUAUUGAAAGGAGUAAAAGAGAGAUUCUUGAAAGUUCCAUGAGAGAACAAGAAUCAAGAUUGAGUUUGCGUCAAGAUAAUGAUGAAUCUGCUAGAGGAGCAACAUCUAUCACAUCAGAAAUCGUGGAAGUUGAACCUGUGAUUAAUACAUGGCAACCGAAAGGGACAACAUCUCAAGUUAGAAGCUUGCGAAAAGUAAAUAAUGAUCAACUUGCCAUUUCCAUAGAUGAUGUGGACUCAGAUGAAAAGGAUAAGUUAGAAGAUGAAGAUGAUGAUAAAUCUCAUGGUUUCAAGUCUCUUACAACAUCAAAACUUGUCCCAAAGUUCACUAGGCCUGUUACAAACUUCAUUGAUGGCUUAUGGGUUUCAUGUGAUAGGGCAUUACAGAGACAGCCUUUUGAGUGUUUCUCAUUUGUGGAUGAAAGAAAAGAACCCUAGAUUGGUUUGUUUUCAUAAUUUAGGUGAAGAUGUGCACAAGUGAAGUGGCUGUGAUUUCUCCAUAUUUGAUCAGAAAAUCACAGAUAUAUAUAUCUUUAUAUCUUGUUCAGUGAUAUACAAAAGAGUUUACCAAUAAUUUGGGCAUCUAUUUGAAGUUUUACAGUUUUGCCUCACAACCAAGAACCCUAAUUCAUCUCUCUCACUCUCAUGUGGAGGUGAAUGGCCCUUUUAAAUAUAUUGUUUGUUUAGGGAAGGCAAGUGCAUAUAUGUGUAGUUUUGUUAUACCCCACCCCACCCCACCCAAUCCCAUAUUUCUGGGCUUUUUACAUUACAUUUACUUAUAAUCAAUGUUUGCAAAGAUUGUUUAAGCAAUGAAACACAGAUUUUGACAUGUUUUCUUAUACUUGUACCCUUAUUUCUCGGC
Lactuca saligna is the source of this 8950-nucleotide messenger RNA. The record is from the annotation of a GenBank genome assembly. NCBI's taxonomy places the organism in Eukaryota, Viridiplantae, Streptophyta, Magnoliopsida, Asterales, Asteraceae.